AAAUACUCCUGUUGUGCCCGUGGAUUUGAUUUGUACAGGGCUGCCGUUUUACUGGCCUUACGCUGCAGAAACCAGAGAAAAUGGGCGACAGAUUUAUCCAACUGCAUUCCAACAGUCACCACAAAAACCUGCUCGGCGCCAUGUGGAAGCUUAGGACCAGGGGAAACCUGUGCGACAUCACCAUCCAGGUGGACUUUCAGGGAGAGCUGGAGGAGUUCGAAGCCCAUCAGGUGGUCCUGGCCGCGUCCAGCGCUUACUUCAAAACCCACCUCUUAACAGAAGACCCAGUGAACAAGAUGUUCCUCUGUGACUUUUCACCGCACUCCUUCUCCAAAUUCCUAGAGUACGCGUAUUCAGGGAAAAUGGAGGUGGAGAAAAGUGGGAUCGCUAACAUAUUACAAAUGGCCAAACUCCUGAAAUGCCAAGACCUGGUGGAUGUCUGUGAGGUGGAAAUUCCUAAUGUUGCAUCAGAGGAAUGUGUAGAGAAAGAUGCCGAAAUCAAAACCAAGCAUGUCAAAAAAGCAAUUAAAAGAAAAAAGAGAGUAAAAUCAGCCAAAUACGUGAGUGAAUCAGAUGUGCUCGGCAGGAGAAGUGGAAGGUUAGCAGGUCGUAGAGUUAAUGUAGAGUUUCCUCAGAAAAAAUUAAAGAGGCAAACGGAAAUCCUUGAUGAACCUGACAAUGCAGAAGGAGAAGAAGAGCAACGAAUAGCAGAACAUCCGGAAGCAGAAUCAUCAAAGAAUGCAUUGGAUGACACUAGUAAAGACACUAUUGAUGACUCUGGGUCUGAAUCUCCUGCCUAUGUGCCUCAGGACGACCCUGACGAAUCAGACUUUCUACCUGAUGAGGAAAUGGAGGCAGAUGAAGCUGAGAAGAAAGUCAAGAAAGAAAUCGCCAAAUACACAUGCGAGGUCUGCAGCCGCUAUUUCUACUACGAGAAGAGCUAUCUGAAACACUUAAAGGUCAGUCACGGGGUGCAGACGGACACUACGCUUCGCUGUGAUAUCUGCCAGCAGACGUUUGCCAACCGCUGCAACCUGAAGAUCCACCAGCGGCACGUGCACAGCGACGAGCGCCUUUUCCCCUGCGACGUCUGCAACAAAACCUUCAAACGCAAGAAGGACGUGACGCGCCACCGGCGCCACGUCCACGAGGGCGGCACGGACAGACACUACUGCCAGGAAUGUGGCAAAUCUCUGAGCUCCAAAACUGCCCUGACUCUGCAUGAGAGGACACACACGGGACUCAAGCCCUUCAAAUGUGACGAGUGCGACUCCAGAUUCUCCCAGAGUUCAGCGCUCAAGACGCAUAAGAGGAUCCACACUGGAGAGAAACCUUUCGCCUGUGACCUCUGUGAUGCCAGAUUUACCCAGAAUCACAUGCUGGCGUACCACAGAAGAUGCCACACAGGAGAAAAGCCAUUCAUGUGUGAGAACUGUGGGAAGAGCUUCGCAUCUAAAGAAUAUCUGAAGCAUCACAACAGAAUCCAUUCGGGCUCCAGACCCUACAAAUGUGAGACCUGCGGAAGAGCGUUUGCACAGAGGAACUCGCUCCACCAGCAUGUCAAAAUACACACAGGUGAAAGACCAUAUCAUUGUAAGGACUGUGAUAAGCAGUUCACUCAACUCAACGCCCUCCAGAGACACCAGAGAAUCCACACGGGAGAGAAACCGUACAUGUGCAGCAUGUGUGGAAGAACAUUCACAGACAAGUCCACCGUACGCCGACACACUCUGACCCAUGACAAACAAACCCCCUGGAAGAACUACCUGGUGGUCCUGGAGGGAAAUGUUGAAGACCGAGCCAAGAAGCCCAAAGGCUCUUCCCAGAAGAAGGAGAAGGCAGCGGCUGCGGUUUCUAAAGCCCAGGCUCUUCAGAGCGACGUGGGGAAGACUCAAGAAGUCAUGGCCACAAUCGGAGAGCCCGUAACCAUUUCCGGAGACUGGACUGGAUCUGGAACUAUCGCUCUGGUCUCCGGCCUCACGGUCAUUCAAACAGAAGUGCCUUCUGGGACGCUGCAGCCACUAGUCACCAGCGACGGCACCAGUGUUAUCUCUCUGGAUGCUUCAGCCAUCGGGAUGCCAGUCCCAUUUUCCAUCCCGAUUUCAGUCGCUCAUUCCUUAGCGUCCGGUUCUGUGCCCAUCAGCGUCGCCGGACACGUUUCUGAAGCCAUAUUGGAGUCAUCGACGAAUGCAGAAACAUCCGAAGCAGAGAAUGUCCUGGCAUCGACAGCAAUUGAAGAGUGUGUCACGGUUCAGGCUGUUACAGUGGAGGAAACGGACUGUGCGGAAACACAACAGGAGAAUGACCAAAACACACACACUGCAGAUGAUUCAAACAACAUGGAGAUCUCUGUCGGAGACACCGCGGAAUAACUUUACUUUGGUUGAUCAAGUACUGCAUCGAUGGAUCGGCUGUAAAAAAACAUCUUUGCUUUACGAAGAAUGUCUGAAAUGUCAUUUCCUGUGCAGAAUGUCUAUAAUGAGUGUAAUUUAAGAGAUCACAGUGUUUAAUUGUUUGUUUAUGAUUUCCUCUCUGAUUUCUAUAGAGCGUUUGUUUUCCACAGAAUUGUUUUCUGUUGUCAGUAUUGCUUUUGGCUGAUAUUUAUUAUGUGCAGCACUACAACCAACUAAAUGCAUCCUUUUUUAAUCCCAUUAUGUGUAUUAUGAUUUGCAAACCAUGAGAGCGUUACUAAAAUCAUUUAAUAAAGUGUCUGUUGAAUUUA
This is a messenger RNA of Danio rerio (zebrafish), 2722 nucleotides long. The record is from RefSeq and is a predicted model, not a curated record. Lineage: Eukaryota; Metazoa; Chordata; Actinopteri; Cypriniformes; Danionidae.